GCAGUCUCUGGGCAGCUGGACAGGCUGUUCCAGGUGAGAGGCGAGUUUGAAAACCUGAUAUCCACAAACCCCCACAAGGCAGACAUAAGCAAGGCCGGCGUAUACCAGUCGGCUGACUCCAUGCAGAAAACUCUGCAAAGCAUUAAAAAUCUGGACAGCCGCGUCAGAAGCAACCAGUGGACCGAGACCUUCAGAAAAAUGACGCAGAUAAGCGCCCUCGUGUCGGACACCACCGAAAGAAACGGCUUGAGAAACAGGAACUCUAUGUCGAAAAUGUCCAGCGGAAAGGUCUCCAACAACCUCUCUUCGUGCGCAGGAAAGGAGGUGGCGGUGUGCGACAUGAAAAAGCGGUUUGACUCGCUUUUUGUCGGGCUUUUCCUCUUUUCCAUGCUGCUCUCUGUGCUUAUUGCCAUUUAA
This is a messenger RNA of Nematocida major, 417 nucleotides long. RefSeq lists its product as uncharacterized. The transcript has a single exon. Lineage: Eukaryota; Fungi; Microsporidia. The record is from RefSeq and is a predicted model, not a curated record. The annotation marks the transcript as partial.